Molecule: messenger RNA, 2582 nt
Organism: Microdochium trichocladiopsis
Lineage: Eukaryota; Fungi; Ascomycota; Sordariomycetes; Xylariales; Microdochiaceae
Product: rab-GTPase-TBC domain-containing protein
Exons: 6
Coding region: 215-2431 (738 amino acids)
Biological process (GO): activation of GTPase activity
Molecular function (GO): GTPase activator activity
Source: RefSeq, a predicted model, not a curated record
GCAGGUUUCAUCCUCCACCAUGACGUGCCCGCGCUGGGACACGGCAGCACUGGAAACAGGUGCAUUGUGCAACCACAGUCCGACGGCCUCUUCGCGCCUUGGCAUCGCAAAUCCCACGUCCUUCAAAACAGAGAAUGAAUGCCGUGGUGUCUGAGCCCAGCAGCGUAGCCUGAUCCAGAACGCAAGCCAAGCCAGAGCUUGACCCGCCAGCAGCAUGAGAUCACUCAGCGAGUCGACUGAGCGAUGGCAGCAGACCCUCAAACACAGCUCGAGCUUUGCCCACUUGCAGCAAGCCGUCCAAAGUAGUGGUCCAGAGAGCCCAUGUGUUUCGGGCUGCAGGUCGAUCUGCUGGAAGGCAUUCUUGUUGAACCAGACGGCCAACACGGCCAACUGGGCCCAUGCUCUACGCGAAUUGCGGAGCUCCUACUCCUCACUUCGGGACCAUUUUCUCAAGUACAUUAAGCACCCGGAAUACCUCAACGCUGGGAGUCUUGAUCCCUUGGCAGACGAUGUAGACUCUCCAUGGAACACGCUCCGCCACGACCAGACACUCCGAGCUGAGAUCCUGCAAGAUGUCGAAAGACUGCCUGAUGUGCCCUUCUAUCACGAGGCACGUAUUCAGACUAUGAUCCUCGACAUCAUCUUCAUUUACUGCAAGCUCAAUCCGGAUGUUGGUGGCUAUCGUCAAGGCAUGCACGAGCUGCUGGCGCCGAUUGUAUUCGUGGUCGAGCAAGAUGCAAUCGAUCCGGCUGCAGCCACUACACAAGGCUCCACUGAGCUCAUGAUGGUGGAGAUGCUCGACGCUUCCUUCAUAGAGCAUGACUCCUUUAGCCUCUUUGCCAAGGUGAUGGAACAUGCAAAGGGCUUUUACGAAGUGAAUGAAGGUCUCGACAAGGCUACUGCUGCUGUUUCAACCGCAUAUGCCAGCCCAUCAACAAGGUCAUCAAUCGUCGAGAAGAGCAUGCACAUUCACGAAGUGUGCUUACAAGCAGUUGACCCAGAAUUGGCAUCGCAUCUCACUUCAAUCGAGAUUCUGCCCCAAAUAUUCCUCAUUCGCUGGGUGCGCCUGCUGUUCAGUCGCGAGUUCCCCUUCGAGCAAAUGCUUCUUCUAUGGGACACUAUGUUCUCGAUCGAUCCAAAGUUCGAGCUUAUAGAUCUUAUUUGCACAGCCAUGCUCAUUAGGAUACGUUGGGACUUGCUGGAGGCGGAUUAUUCCGGAGCUCUGCAGCUGCUGCUCAGAUAUCCUUCGCCCGAAGCUCCUCAUGGGCCGCAUACAUUUGUUGACGACGCCAUCUAUCUUCGCAAGCACCUAAAUAGCCAAGGAGGCUCGGCAAUGAUACAAAAGUACACCGGGCGACACCCAUCUGUCGGCACCGCUGCAGCUAAACCAAUGGUAACCUCGACUCCUGCAUCAAAGCCGCGAUUGAAGCAGCCAGUGCUAAGGCCGACAAUGUCUCCUACUCGUUUCCUGAGUCAGCAGGGCAGCGUGGAAGCAUUACUGCAGGGCGCCGCCAAAGGAGUCUUCGAGCGGAGUGAGAAACUCGGCAUUAACCAAGCGGUGCGCGAUGCAAUGGUCGAGAUCCGACGCAACGUCUCAGAAGCUAAGAGCUCCAUGCUGGCGAACCGUGAUAUAUUUGCGGAACACGGCCAGGGCUCCGCUGUACAAGCGGUUGCGGUGCUCGACGAGAGGAACCAGCAGCUUGCGAAAGUGGUCAGUGAUGUUCUUACCACGUUGAAAGAACUCGUCGGCUCCGACCUUCAAGAUAAGCAGAAAUGCAGUGAAUUGCUCAAUGGUGCUACAGCCAGGCUGGAAGUUGUCAAGGGCUUCUUGGAAGACUCGACAAUGGCCUUACCUGCAGAUGUUUCUUUGCUUUUGCAAGACGGAUACGGCAACGAUACCAAACCUGCCUUGGCAUCGGACAAUGGCCACGAUGAGACAUCUAAACCCUCCACGCCGGAGGUUUCUGCAACGGGGAGUCAUGCAACGGUCAAUGGCAUUGAUGAUGCACAGACUGGCACGUCCGAGACAAGCGCGGUUGAACCAAGCGAGUUAGCAUCGUCAGUGCUAGAGACAGGGGCCGUCCAAGCCGCCACAAACGAGCCUCUAAACUCUGGCACAGCUUAUUCCACCAACAACGCAGCUCGCCGGCCGCAAGCUCCAAAUCCUACGCGCUCGACGAUUGCGCAGUCCUCAUUUGCGUGGAUGCUGGAGCCCGAUGAGUCGGCAGCGAGUCCACCUGCUCCAUCGUCGACAUUCAAGAAGAGCAAUGCGACUUCCUCGUCAGGUUCUAAUCACCGCAAGCGUCCAUCUGCUAACGCAAGUAGAGAACGUACAGCGUUUUUGUUCGGGGAUGACCCAGCUGAUGACGCUGGGCGCAGGGACGGGCUACCUGAAGACUUGUUUGGAUUGAAGCCGAUCAGAAAAUCGUAGCUUUCAUCAUGAUGCUCCCGUGAUUAGGUACAUCAUACGUUGACGGCGAAUAAAUACCAGCCUUGUGGUGCAUGAUGGCCAAUCAAAACCUCAGCUGAAGGAGAAGUCCGUCCGCUUGGUACGGUGCCUGGCCUGAUACGUUUUGGUACUC